Messenger RNA from Lodderomyces pseudojiufengensis, 2454 nucleotides. It is a transcript of the gene TRY5, whose product is annotated as Try5p. Bases 1 to 2454 code for a protein of 817 amino acids. The transcript has a single exon. NCBI's taxonomy places the organism in Eukaryota, Fungi, Ascomycota, Pichiomycetes, Serinales, Debaryomycetaceae. Gene Ontology annotation, biological process: regulation of transcription by RNA polymerase II. Gene Ontology annotation, molecular function: DNA-binding transcription factor activity, RNA polymerase II-specific; RNA polymerase II cis-regulatory region sequence-specific DNA binding. Gene Ontology annotation, cellular component: chromatin. The record is from RefSeq and is a predicted model, not a curated record.
AUGGCAGCUACACCACAAAAGAAAUAUAUUUGUGGAUUUUGUGCAAAAGCAUUUACAAGAUCAGAACAUAAACAACGUCAUGAAAGAUCUCAUACAAAUGAAAAACCAUUUCAUUGUUUAUAUUGUACAAGUUCAUUUGUAAGAAGAGAUUUAUUACAAAGACAUUGUAGAACUGUUCAUCAGAAUCAAAAUUUAACUGGAGUUGUACCAAACUUUUCAAAUAAUAAUAAUAAUGAAAAUAAUAAUAGUAAUGAUUUAAGUAGUCGAGUAUCACAACCACCACAAUAUUCACAACAACAACAACUACCACAACAACAACAACAAUUCAGUAGUCUACCUAUAAGUGGGAGUAGUAGUCAUAACUCCCUAAAUCAUCAUGAUUCGAAUAACACAUUGUCACCUUUAACAACGGCAAUGACUCCUGCGAAUAGUACAAAUAGUGUAAAUAGUGAAUCAUCAUUUUAUCAUGGAAAUUAUGGAACACCUGCUACAAAUUCAUAUAACAACUCAUCAACAGUAACUUCAAAAAAACGAAGAUCAUCAUCAGACGUACAAAGUAGAAAAACUACAGAAUCAUCAUCGAUAACUUCAACUAAUUCUGAUAAUUCACUAAUAAACUUAUUAUCAAUUACUAAAAAAUUAAAAUUCAUUUUGAAUCUAAGCUCUCCAACUACGGCAAAUUCAUAUUCAAAUGAAAUAAUUUAUAAUAGCUUUCUAAUAGGUUAUACCACUUUACAAGAACAAGAACAAAACUUUUUAGUUAUUGAAUCCAUAUUAAAAGAUUUAAUAUAUUAUUUAAGUACUUAUUAUAUAGAUCCUUCAGUAUCUCAACAAACAAUUCCACCACCACAACCAAAUCUUUUUAAAAUUGGAAUAAUUUAUUCAAUUAUAUCCCUAGGGUUUAUAGUCAAUAAUAACUCAAUUAAAUCAUUAGAAUUUUUUAAAAAAUCUUGGAUUUUAUUAAUUAAAAAUUUAAUACCUCAAUAUAAUAAUAGUAAUAUACCAACAGAUCAAAUUGAAAUUUCAAAAAAUUUAUGUUUAUUAUCAUAUAUAUAUAUAAAUUAUGAUUUAGAAAAUUAUGAUAUAAAUCAAGUUCAAGAUUUUGAAUCAAAUCAACAAACAAUUUAUUUAAAUAAUCAAGUUAUAUUAGAUUAUCUAGAUCAAAUAAGUUUUAUAAUAAUAUCAAAUUUAACAGAAUUUUCAAAUCCAAAUGAAAAAUUAAUUGAUUUAAAUAUGAAUUUAUUUUGGAGUACAUUUAUUUUAUUAUCUUUUUAUUUAGAUAGAUGUCCCAAAAUUUAUUCAAUUCUUUUAUAUAAAUUAGUUGAUUCAAAUCAAUCAUUAAUUGAAUUAAUGCAAAAAUUUUGUAAAAAUUCUUUAAUUAUUGAAAAUAAUGAAUUUUUAAAAAAUAUAAUAAUUUCAACUUUAACAAAUGAAUUAAAAAAUGAUUUAAUUAAUUCUCAAACAACAACAAAUAAUAUUCAAAUUUAUGAUAUAAAAAAUUCAUUACAUAAUUCAAUUAUAUUAAUAAAUAAAUCAAUAAAUUAUUUUGAAAAUUCAAUUACUGAUGAUAGCCAUGAUAAUGACAAAAUAUUUAAAAUUUUUAAAAAGAAUCUUAUAAUAAAUUGUCCUUUAAAAUAUAAUGAAUUAUUAAAUAAUUAUAUUUUUUUACCAAAAAAUUUUUAUAAUUGGCAAUUAUUAUUAUUAAUUUUAAAAGAAAAUAUAAUGAAUAUAAAUUUAGAUCAAUUUUUAAAAGAUCAAUUUUCAUCAAAUAAUCAAAAUCAGAAUCAUACUAAUCAAAGUAAUGAAGAAUUAAAUCCAAAUAAUGAUUUAAACUCAUUUUUAAUUAAAUUUUUUGAUUUAAAAUUUUAUAAUAUUGAAAUUUAUAAUAAUUUAUCAAUUGUUUCAUUACCUAUAAUUUUUUUAUCUGAUUUUUUAAAUUUACCAUAUAACUUAAAAAAUUUUAAAUUUAAAUAUAAUUUAAUUCAAAUUAAAAUUAUAAAUCAUUUAAUUUUGAUGUGGUAUUUAAUUAUGAAUAAAAUUUUAAUAAUGUUAUGGUAUUAUGAAAAUGAAAAAGAUCAAUCAAUUAAUUUUUUAAAAUUUGAUGAAAAUUAUAUUUUACAAACUUUAAUUUAUUUGUUAUUAGAUGAUAAAUCUGCUUUGAGUAAUUACACAUCUACCACAACUGCCACUGACUCAACAACAUCUACAACACUUUCAGAUAAAAAUGAAUUAUUUGAAUUUAAUGCAAAAUGGUUUUGGAUAAUAAAAGAAAAUUUAAAAAAGAUUUUUAAAAAUUGGAAAUCAUUUUUAGAAAUUGAAAUUUCAAAUAAAUUAAAUAAGAACCUUAAUGAUAAUGAUAAUGAUUUCAAAUUUAAAAAAUUUUUAAAAUUAAGUAAUUCAAUUAAUGAUUUUAUUGAUGAAUAUAUGACAAUUGUUUAUAAUUCAUAUGAUUGA